Molecule: messenger RNA, 1875 nt
Organism: Encephalitozoon cuniculi GB-M1
Lineage: Eukaryota; Fungi; Microsporidia; Unikaryonidae
Exons: 1
Coding region: 1-1875 (624 amino acids)
Source: RefSeq, marked provisional
AUGUUUCUGGCGUCCAGACUGAGACUUUUUAUACUUGGAGAGCCUUUGUUGAGACCAUCGCAGCCAUCUCCAUUCCAGUUGUUUAUGCAGGAGACUCGGUCUAAUGUAAGGUUUGACAUAUAUCUGCUCGUUCUCCUGGUGAUAGCAUGCCUGGGGCUCGCUCUAGCCUUCUUCAGGAACUCAAGAGAUGGAGGGAAUGCUCUUCUGUAUGCCAUUGGAUUCCUCCUUAUAUUCUGCUCAUACAAUCUUCAGAAGGUCAUUGAGGCUAACAGAAUGCUGAAUAAGUCGGUGCCGCACACAGAUGCUGCAGAAAGCUCGUGGUCUUGGAGAAGAUGGAUACCCCCCUGGGGGAUUAAGCUUGGCAGCUCCCUCCGCAUUGCCCAUGGCUCCAGCCUCCUUUCGAAUGCAGGCCUCCUGGGGCUUCCGGAAAAGACCGGUAUGGCGUCUCGUAUGUCUCCAUACGCAGUCCCCCAUGGGAUAGAACAAGAGAAGCUCGAAGGCGUGAAUCCCAGCCCCGAAGAGGCCUCCAGAAAAAGCGGUUCUCUUGUAACCUCAAGAAGGGAGAGCCCAGGGACUCGUACAGAAGAAAAUCCCUCCAUAAGAAAGAGAGACAACCUGGAAGCAGAUGACAGCAGCAGCGAUCACCAAAAAUCCCCUGUACUCAAGAUUGCCAGGCCAUCGAUAGCUAAUAGAAGAAUGGACAGUGCCGAGAAGAAAGAGGCCCUCCUUGGGAACCUUAUGAAGAUAUUUCAGCUCAAGGUCGAGACCGAUGAAAGCCUGCAGAGGCAUGUUUUGAACCUUAAGAACAUCGAGAUGCAGGUCAACAAGAUUUUGGAGGAAUUUACUAAGGUAUUCAAGAUAUUCAUGAAGGAGGCGGAAAAGAUAGAAAGUGAGAUGGUUGGGUUCAAUGCAUCUACAAGAUAUCUGAACAUAUCUCUGAACGAGCUGAAAGUAGAAAUCAAAAAGUACUUUUCUAAUCUUCCAAAGUCCAGGGCUAGCCGCGAGAUUCCGAACUAUCUCUCAACAUUAGCCAGAAACUAUCACAACAACGAGGACAUUGGGAGUGGAGAUAUGGGGCCUAUGAUCAGGUAUGAAAGCUGCAUGAUGUUCCUCCUUGCAGUCCAGAUGGUGCUCUGCCUUCUUCUAUUCCUCGCAGCUUUGGCAAAGCUUGAUGCAGUCACCUCCAUUCUGAGACCUGUUGUGUCCGUAGGCCUUGUUGUAGUGACAUUGCUAAGUGCUGUGUUUCUUCUCAGUGGCCAGAUGCUUGACAGAAGCUGCAAGUCUGGAUCAGUCAGAGGAUGCAGCUUCACACCGGCACUUAUAGAUGGGGUGAAGCGACUUGAGGUGGUGUCCAAGGCCGACGACCUAGAAGACCAGCUGGAUGCCAUUUUAAAGGAGACUGGAUAUGUUACAGAGGCCCUGAGCCUGUAUGUAAAGGCCAUGAUGGAUACAAGAGUCAAUGCAAAGAUGUCUGUCUUCUCCAACUUGUUCAACAAGAUAUUGUUUGUGUACGACGACUUUGGGCAUCUAACGAAAAAGAAGGUCGACAAGAACACAUUCUAUGGCUAUAUAAAGAUAAUGAGCAGGCUUUUGGAAAACAUUGCAAGCCUCCUGGAGUUUUCUGAACAAAAGGACAUGGUCGACAUCUAUGUCAACGAAAGGGCCUUUUUGUUCUGGCUGAAUGCAGACAAGGGCUCUGUGGUUGAAUCCAUACGAGAGAUUACAGAGGCAGGACCAAUAGACAGGUCUGGGAUGCCCCCAAAAUGGUGUGUAAAUGCACUGCAAGGAAUAUGCGAUGCGAAGGACAGUGUGGAUGCCCUGUUUUUGCUAACUCUUAUUGGAGGGCCCAUAUUUUUGUUUCUUCUCUACCUGUAA